GCAGAUUUGGUGAGCCACAGCACGAUGACUUUACUAGCUAGCCGCCUAGCUAGCUACAAAAUAUCCAUGUAAAAUUAGAACUAAAUCUGUUCAUCGUUAGACAAAGUAACAUUACAGGCAGUGUAUUAGUUUAGAACGCCGUGUGUGCAGCAACGUCAGCAUGGUUUGGACCAGCAGAAUUUGCUACAGGAAGUAUGGAAACUUCGUGGACAACCUCCGGAUUUACGUCAAGGGUGGGAGUGGGGGCAUGGGAUUACCCCGUCUUGGUGGCCAAGGAGGAAAGGGAGGAGAUGUCUGGGUGGUAGCGAAACGCGGUGCAACCCUGAAGGGGAUCAAAGACAAAUAUCCUCAUAAACGAUUCAUUGGCGGAGUUGGGCAAAAUAGCAGCAUCCGCGCCCUGAAGGGGAACAAAGGCGAGGACCAGCAGAUCUUCACUCCCCCGGGGAUUGCAGUCACCACCGAGGAUGGAAAAGCGAUAGGAGAGCUGAAUGCAGAAGGGGAUCAGCUCCUGGUGGCCCGAGGUGGCCAUGGUGGCUCACUGCACUCCAAUUUCCUCCCCAGCAAAGGCCUGGGCCACCACAUCCGUUUGGACCUAAAGCUCAUUGCUGACAUUGGCCUUGUCGGGUUUCCAAAUGCUGGUAAAUCAUCUUUGCUCGCUGCACUCUCCCAUGCCAAACCACAGAUAGCCGAUUAUCCAUUUACAACCCUGAGACCACAGAUUGGCAAAAUCAUGUAUGAUGACCACAGGCAGGUUUCAGUGGCCGACCUGCCUGGCCUGAUCGAGGGUGCUCACCUGAACAAAGGCAUGGGACACAAGUUCCUCAAACACGUGGAGAGAACCAAACAGCUGAUGCUUGUGGUGGAUGUCUGUGGUUUUCAGCUCUCCAGCAAAACGCAAUCCAGAUCAGCCUUUGAGGCCGUGCAGCUUUUAACAAUGGAGCUGGAGCUGUACAAAGAGGAGUUACUGUCUAAGCCUGCCCUUCUGGUUGUGAACAAAAUGGAUCUUCCAGAUACAGAGGAGAGCUUUGAGGAGCUUAUGGAUCAGCUUCAGAAUCAAGAAGAUUAUGCACAUUUGCUUCCAGAGGACAUGGUCCCAAAAAACAGCUUGCAGUUCAAGCACGUGGUCCCAGUUUCCGCAGCAACAGGGCAUGGCAUCGAGGACUUGAAGGUGUGCAUUCGCCAGUCGUUGGACGAGCAAGCUGCCGUGGAGACGGAGGCCCGGCACAGAGAGCAACUCCGGGAGCUGCGGGGGACACGCUCUCCUCCUGCCAGCCCCUCAUGGGGCUCCCCUCGCAUCAUGUGAUCUGGGGUUGACGCUCGCCCUCAGAUUCUGGCGAGGCUGGAGUGUGUAUGAAUUACGCCAAGGCCACUCAAAGCCGAUAGCCAAGAGGAAGCGAAGCUGAACCGGCCCAGUCAUGAGGAACGAUCGGUCAGAAUCUCUCGAUUAAGCGCUCGGACGGAGAGAGAGCCAGAAGAACCUGUGGGCCGGCUUAUCUUGAAUUUGCUCAAUUCGAGAUUGGUUGGGAAUCACCUGGGAGUCACAGCGCUGAAAAGUGGACCUGAGAACAGGGUCGUGAAUUGAAUUUGAAAAUGAGAGUCUCUGCCAAUAUAGCCCCCAAGAAAGACGUCUCAGCUAAAUUAGUCCAAACCCUGCUCUAACAAUGAUUGUCAAGUAGAUCAAAGCUGUAAAGGUGUGCAUGAGGUAAUUUUCCUGGGAUGAGUGUAUUUCGGAGCCAAAAAAGUUAUGGGAGUGACAGGGAGCUUACCGCUGUCAGAUGGCCUUGAGAUUGCUGCAGGCAUGGGGGACAUGUAGUUCUUUGCGACUGCUGUUGACGGGCCUAAUGUGUUACCAUUUCUUUUCUGUUGAAUCCCAUUCAUUUUGAUUUCAAUGUAACGCUUUCAUGAAUGUGAAGAAAGGU
Molecule: messenger RNA, 1919 nt
Organism: Megalops cyprinoides (Indo-Pacific tarpon)
Lineage: Eukaryota; Metazoa; Chordata; Actinopteri; Elopiformes; Megalopidae
Gene: gtpbp10
Product: GTP-binding protein 10 (putative)
Exons: 10
Coding region: 161-1303 (380 amino acids)
Cellular component (GO): mitochondrion
Molecular function (GO): GTP binding; magnesium ion binding; GTPase activity
Source: RefSeq, a predicted model, not a curated record